Molecule: messenger RNA, 1776 nt
Organism: Cheilinus undulatus (humphead wrasse)
Lineage: Eukaryota; Metazoa; Chordata; Actinopteri; Labriformes; Labridae
Exons: 6
Coding region: 172-771 (199 amino acids)
Source: RefSeq, a predicted model, not a curated record
GGGCUGAGUCUAGUCUGAAGAAGCCGCCAUUUCAAACGCGGAGGAGCUUAAUGGGCUUAUAGGAAGUUUUGUACAUUUUUUUUUAUUUUUUACGAAUAUAUUUUUUAUUUUCUUAGCAAAUACGAAAUUUAUUUUAGUUUUGAAUCUACCUCGCUUGCAUCACCAACUCAAAUGGAUGCAGACACAGAAGAAAAGAUGACAGAAACUUCAAAAACUUCCAAGGAGGAAUCUGGGAAACCAGUAAUGGACAACAAAGCUAGAGGUCGUGGGUUUAGAGGCAGAGGCAGAGGAGGCAGGAUGAACCGAGGUGGCAUGCGUGGUGGGCGUGGCAUGAUGAAAGGGUUUGGACCACCUGGAAAUGAGAGGGGUCGACUGAAACAUGGGCCAAUGAAUGGAUUUGCACCCAUGAGAGGAAUGAGCAGGAUGAGACCCUACCCAGAUGUAAGAGGACAUCGAGGCAGGCCUAGACCAAUGGGCAUGGGCCCACCUCCCCCUCCCCCUCCUCCCCCACCACCCCCCAUGCACCUGAGAAGCCCAUUCCCACCUAUGCCUAGACACGGACCCCCUCCACCCCCACCUCCAGGUCAUCCUAGGUUCAGAGGGCGUCCUCCACACCCCCGAGGACGUGGUAUGCCACCCCCCGGACCACCACGCCACUUCAGCCCUCGUGGCCCUGCGGGCUACCACAAUGGACCGGUCUCUCCUCCGCCUCACCCCCCACCUGGCAGAGGCCAGAGGUGGCCAGGGCCCCCUGGUGGCCGACGCUUUUAACACAGCCUGCCCUAAAAACAAUAACAAAGCACUGUUAAUGUAGAAGGGGCCUAUCAGUGGUGCAGUAAACUAAAUGCCCCUUAAUUUUGUGUCAUACAUUCAAAGUCUCUGAGUAUCUCCAUGGCAUACUCUGUGGCCAAAUGUCUGCUUAUUGAUUUUGUCUCCUAGCAAAGAGAAUAUGUGAAACUGAGGAAACAACUUUAAACGAUGUAAAGGCAUUCUCCCAUUCUGUUUUAUAUGUUAAAGAAACACUGUUGGUACAGCAGGAACUAUUUGACAUGGUUAAGAAAAAGUUUUCCUCAAAAGGGGGGGAUUCUUGCUAAAAUUUAUCAAAUGUAAUGUGGUUCUUGUUAAAGUCACCCUGUGAGCCUUAAGAAAUGUUCCAGAUCCUUUUAUAAGAGUAAUAAAUGGGUGACAGUGCUUAUUUUAAGGUGGGGAUAAUUUAAUAAAAGAGUGCAUAACAGCCCUCAAGCACCACUCCUUUAGUUUAGCAGAUCUUGGACCUCCCUAACUUUUCCUUUUGUUACAUGGAAAUAGUUCUGUUUUAUAACCUCACCAAGCAGUGCAGCAAAUAUUGUUAACACAUUCAUAUUUUUCAAGAAAAAUACAAUAUUCCACUUGUCAAGUAUUCAUGAGUAUUUAAUUUUUUAUUAUAUAUAUCAUUAAUGUGCAGCUAUUUUAAGUUAUGAUUUUUGCUGUUUGGAACAUUCAUGGUUGUCUCCAGCAAACUUUUGUGUAAUGAUAAAAGGAAAAGGCAUUAUAAAUGAUUAAGAUAGCAAACAUAUAUUUAGUAGCUUUUAAAAAGGAAAGAAAAUUCCAUUAGCAUUUUCUUCAGUUAAGGAUAAGGAAUUACUCUUUACUGUGUUACAUUUGUUUGAAGUGUUAUAAAAUCUUAAUUCACUGUCAUUAACAUAACUUUUGUGAACCUGUGAAUGUGUUUUAUGAAAACCGUCAAUACAUAUGACGUAGUCGUGGAGAAAAAAAUAAAAUAAAAUAAAAAAUAAA